UGUAUCAUAAAAUCAGUUCUGUAACAUAGCAACAAGAGGAUCUUGGAUAAAUGUAACGCUACUGUAUUUUCUGCAGGGAAGCCUUUUACUGACCACCUGCCUGGUGUAAACACAUCUGUGUAAACAUGUCUUCGGAGAGCACUUUGGAUGAUGACGAUACCUUCAAGAUUCUCAUUGCCACGGAUAUUCACCUUGGUUACCUCGAGAAGGAUGCUAUCCGCGGUAAUGACUCCUAUAACACUAUGGAUGAGAUCCUGAAAUGUGCCAAGACAAAUCAGGUAGAUUUCAUCCUGCUGGGGGGUGAUUUGUUCCAUGAGAACAAGCCAUCUCGCCGUUGUCUCCACAACUGCAUCACAACGCUAAGACGAUACUGCAUGGGUGACACGCCGAUACAUUUCAACAUCAUCAGUGACCAGACUGUCAACUUCAACACCACCCAAUUCCCCUGGGUUAACUAUCAGGAUGAAAACCUGAACAUCUCAAUUCCUGUAUUCAGCAUACAUGGUAACCACGAUGACCCAACUGGGGCUGAAGGUUUAUGUGCGUUGGAUCUGCUAAGUGCCUCUGGUCUUGUAAAUCACUUUGGUCACUCUCAGUCAGUUGAGAGGAUAGAGAUUAGUCCCAUUCUCAUGCAGAAAGGCAAUACCAAGCUAGCCUUAUUUGGUCUAGGCUCUAUCCCAGAUGAGCGCCUGUAUAGGAUGUUUGUCAACAACCAGGUAACGAUGCUUCGCCCCAAAGAAGACCAAGAAGAAUGGUUUAACCUCUUUGCCAUCCACCAGAACAGGAGUAAGCACGGACCCACUAACUACAUACCUGAGCAGUUUCUGGAUGACUUUCUCGACUUGGUGGUGUGGGGUCAUGAGCAUGAGUGUUUGAUUGCUCCAACCAGAAACGAACAGCAGCUCUUCUAUGUAACGCAGCCCGGCAGCUCUGUAGCCACCUCUCUAUCCCCUGGAGAGGCAACCAAGAAGCAUGUAGGGCUGCUUCGGGUGAAAGGUCGGAAGAUGAACCUGCAAAAGAUUCCGCUGAAGACGGUUCGUCAGUUCUUCAUCCAAGAUGUGGUGCUGGCUGACUACGAAGACCACUUCACACCUGAAACACCACAGGUCACAAAGAAGGUGGAGGACUUGUGCUAUGCAAAGGUCACAGACAUGUUAGAAGAAGCAGAAAGAGAAAGACUCGGAUGCCCGCUCACCCCAGAGAAACCUCUGAUUCGCCUGAGGGUGGACUACAGUGGAGGCUUUGAUACAUUUAACACUUCUCGCUUCAGUCAGAAGUUUGUCGACCGUGUAGCCAACCCAAAAGACCUCAUUCACUUUCUCAGACGCCGUGAGCAGAAAGAAGACAUUAAAGAUGAGGUCAAUGUUGACUACGGCAAGCUGUUAAAAACCACAGCAGUUGAGGGGUUGAGAGUGGAGGACCUGGUUAAACAGUACUUUGAGGCAACCGAACAGACAGUGAAGCUGUCCCUCCUGACCGAGCAGGGCAUGGGGAAAGCCAUUCAGGAGUUUGUGGACAAAGACGAGAAAGACGCCAUUGAGGAGCUGAUCACUUACCAGUUAGAGAAGACACAGCGCCACCUCCAAGCCAGAGGAGUUACUACAGAGCAGGAUAUAGACACUGAGAUCCAGCGAUUUAGAGAUUCCAAAAAGAACACAACUGAGGAAGAGAAUGAUAUAAAAGAAGCUAUGAACAGAGCCAAAGCUCACCGUUUGGAGCGUGGCAAUGAGCCAAUGGAUCAGGAUAUGUCUGAUGAGCUUGCUAUGGACUCUGACGAAGGCGCAGCCCCAUUUGCUCCCCCAACCCGAGGAAGAGGGCGAGGAGGCAGGGGGCGAGGUAGCCGGGGAAGGGGGAGAGGUGCAACUGCCUCCGAACCAAAGCCAGCUGGACGGGGUCGUUCCCAGAAAUCCUCUGUAACGACCCAAAGCAGAAGCAUUAUGCAAGCAUUUCAAGCUCCAUCCCAGAGAUCAUCUCGGGCUGCCGCCACCCCAUCUUACACAACAGAUGAAGUAACCAUUGAUGACUCUGAUGAAGAUGUACCUGUAAUGAAAACAACCAGAGCCCCUCCAAGCAAAACAGCAUCGUCGUCGUCAUCCUUCACCAAGUACAGCUCUCAGAGCCAGAGCCAGUCAUCCAGAGGAGUUGCAUUUGACGACAGUGAUGAUGAUGAGGAUGACCCAUUCAAAGGCUGCAGUCGUUCACGGAGAUAACUAUAAGUGCAUCUAUGUAACACUUGUUCAUGUUGGUUUUGCAGGAAAUCUAUAAAUGCUAAUUAGAAAGUGAGCUGCUGGAGUGUUGUUAUGAAGGACUGCAGUGUGCAUGGUUCCCUUAUCUCAGCACACAGUCUUCCUAAUGUUGACAGGAACUAAUUAACUUGAUCAGUUACUGCUAAGGGUAAAUUAUCCAACGAGUCUGUUUUGGUGAAAAGAUUUGGCUAUAGGGGAGCAAGGUGGAGCUUUUAGACAGGACUUGCUGUACAUUAUCUGCAUUUUACACAACCUCAUUUGUCAGCCAUCACCUAGCAGCAUAUCUACUACUGUACAUCAACAGCGAUCACUGUUCGGCUUUGCAAAUUGUUGUAGUACUCAGAUAUUAAGGAAAUUAUAAAUGUUUUUUUUUCAUACAUAAUUAGUGGUCUCUUUGUUUUUAAUCAAUUAUGGUCUGUGUCUUGUGGCAGCAAAGUCAGAGCUUUUGCCUUCUUUAAGAGCUUAUAGAGCAAUAUAUAAUCAAACUUGGCAAAAACACACAAGCACAUGGCUUUCUGGACUGGUUCUAUCUCCUACUCUCCUUACUUUUCCCACUUCUCCUUAAUAAACAACUUUGUUAGAAAUUUUUACAUUAUGCAACAUUCAGGGUUCCAAGCACCAAUGACGCUGGAACCACAUACUCUUUUUUUUGUUUUGUUAUGUAAAUUUUUUUUGUUCCUCUAAAACUGGUUGUUUUAGAGGGACAAAACAAGUGUUUAAGUUAGAAAACGAUAAGUGUGUAAGAUUUGUGGUAAAAUGUGGAAACAUGGUCACAUGCAGAAAAUGACAUCUAUCUGCCACAGGGGGGCAGCAUAAUAAAGUCCAAAGCAUAGGGGGCAGUGGAAAAAUCUAACUUUCUUGAACAAUACCUUGUCUUUUUGUGGUAUGUUCCAGAAAUUUGAGAUGGAGAUUGUCAAAUGCAUCAUCUAUUGUUCACAUUUUAUAUAAUGAUUUACAUACAUUCUGUUCCCUGUCAUGCCUUUUGUUAA
Messenger RNA from Plectropomus leopardus (leopard coralgrouper), 3235 nucleotides. Lineage: Eukaryota; Metazoa; Chordata; Actinopteri; Perciformes; Serranidae. The record is from RefSeq and is a predicted model, not a curated record.